AAAAGGAAAGGUGCUUUUGCUGUGUACUUGGAGCCCUGGCAUGCUGAUGUAUUUGAAUUUUUGGAUCUAAGAAAAAAUCAUGGGAAGGAAGAGCAUCGAGCUCGUGAUCUUUUUUAUGCACUUUGGGUGCCUGAUCUUUUCAUGGAAAGAGUUCAAAAUGGUGGCGAUUGGUCAUUGUUUUGUCCUAAUGAGUCUCCAGGUUUGGCAGAUUGCUGGGGUGAAAAUUUUGAAGAGCUAUACACCCGAUAUGAAAGAGAGGGCAAGGCCAAAAAGGUUGUCCAGGCACAGCAACUGUGGUUUGAAAUUUUGAAAUCCCAGAUAGAAACCGGAACUCCCUAUAUGCUCUUUAAGGAUACUUGCAAUAGGAAGAGUAAUCAGCAAAAUCUGGGAACCAUAAAAUCCUCAAAUUUGUGUACUGAGAUAAUUGAGUAUACAAGUCCAACAGAGACUGCUGUGUGCAACCUGGCAUCAAUUGCUCUACCGCGAUAUGUUAGGGAGAAGGUGAGGUAUAAGGCUUCUGUUUUGCCCCCGUCUCUCAGUGGUGAGUUUGUUGUGGUGAAUAAACAUCUUCUUCAUGACUUGACUGAGAUGGGUCUUUGGUCUCCUGCAAUUAAGAAUAAUAUAAUCUAUGAGGAUGGCUCUGUUCAGAAAAUCCCAGAAAUCCCAGAUGACCUGAAGGUCAUUUACAGGACUGUUUGGGAGAUCAAGCAAAGGACUUUGGUUGAUAUGGCUGUUGAUAGGGGAUCUUACAUAGACCAGAGUCAAAGUCUUAAUAUACAUAUGGACCAACCCAACUUUGGGAAGCUGACUUCAUUGCACUUCUAUGCUUGGUCAAAGGGUCUCAAAACAGGGAUGUAUUAUCUACGAUCUCGUGCAGCAGCCGAUGCGAUAAAGUUUACUGUUGAUACCUCCAUUCUCCAAGAAAAGCCAGAAGUGGUAGAUGAUGUUAGUACACAAAAGGCACAGAUGGUAUGCUCUCUGACAAACCGGGAAGAUUGCAUGGCCUGUGGAAGUUAAGAGUGCUAAAUAGUUUUCAAGUGCAGAUUAAAUUUGGAAGUGGUAUUUAUGGAGGUUGAAGAGACGAUGGAUUUUGGAAACCUGCUGAUGAAAUAUCUCCUAGUUUUCAAGUUUAAAUGAAGUAAAAAUGUAUGUAUAGUUGUAAGUUGUAAUACUCAUUAAACUAUCUAUUUGUAAAACUGGAUUUCCGAUUCUCGUUAGUAAAUCACAUGGAAAUCAGCCGGCGUAACUACAAUGACUUGCUCUAAUGGUGAUUUCACAGAUUUUAACUGCCAAGUCUUUGUUUGGAUUGCCAACUGGAGGAUAAAAACUUAUGUGCAAUGAGGAUAACAUUAUUUUAUCA
Messenger RNA from Prunus avium (sweet cherry), 1360 nucleotides. The record is from RefSeq and is a predicted model, not a curated record. NCBI's taxonomy places the organism in Eukaryota, Viridiplantae, Streptophyta, Magnoliopsida, Rosales, Rosaceae.